Molecule: messenger RNA, 246 nt
Organism: Pneumocystis murina B123
Lineage: Eukaryota; Fungi; Ascomycota; Pneumocystomycetes; Pneumocystales; Pneumocystaceae
Exons: 3
Coding region: 1-246 (81 amino acids)
Source: RefSeq, a predicted model, not a curated record
AUGGGCUUUUUUAAAUUGAUUCGUGCUGGUAGAUUAAAAUAUAAAAGAUUACAGCUAUCACAUAUAGCUUAUAUUAGUAAUCUGACAGACGCUGUAGGUGGAUCAACUCCCUCUCAGGUUGCAGAUGUACUUAAAAAACGUGAAAAGGUUGCAGAAGAAGAAUAUAUUAAAAAACGAGAAAUUGACAAAAUAAAGAGUAGGAAAGGGAGUACAGAUGAGAAAGAUAAAGAGAAUCCUUCUCAUUAG